Messenger RNA from Neomonachus schauinslandi (Hawaiian monk seal), 7542 nucleotides. It is a transcript of the gene URB1, whose product is annotated as URB1 ribosome biogenesis homolog. The transcript is spliced from 39 exons. The coding region runs from base 97 to 6924 and encodes 2275 amino acids. Gene Ontology annotation, cellular component: nucleolus. Gene Ontology annotation, biological process: maturation of LSU-rRNA from tricistronic rRNA transcript (SSU-rRNA, 5.8S rRNA, LSU-rRNA); maturation of 5.8S rRNA from tricistronic rRNA transcript (SSU-rRNA, 5.8S rRNA, LSU-rRNA). The record is from RefSeq and is a predicted model, not a curated record. NCBI's taxonomy places the organism in Eukaryota, Metazoa, Chordata, Mammalia, Carnivora, Phocidae.
GGGUUGGGGCACGCGGAGGCGCUUCACCGAUUUCCGCGCGUCCGUUUGCCGGGUCUGCAAGUGUGUGGAACCCUGUGCGCCGUUGCGCUCUCGGCCAUGGGGGUCCCCAAGAGGAAGGCUCCGGGCGGCCAGGACGGCGCGGCUUCCCGCGCGGGCACAGCCCCCCGCGCGGGCGCAGCCAAGCGGGCCCGCGCCGAAGAGCUCACGGGCGUGCGCUUCAAGGCUCAGCUGCGGGACCCGCAGGGCGCCGAGCCGGCCUUGGAAGCGUUUGUCACUGUUGCCAAGAAGCUACCUCAAGAAGACGUGUAUGAUGUUGUGGAAGGGUACAUAAAGAUUUCUGUGGAGUGUGCCGAGAUUUUCCAGCUCCUGAGUGGGGAGAAGCGACCCGAUGGUGAAAUGCUAUUAAUAUUUCAAGUUUUCGAGGCUAUUCUAUUGCGGACAGCAAGCGAUCUUUCCCAUUUUCAUGUUGUGGGGACCAACAUUGUGAAAAAGCUAAUGAAUAAUCACAUGAAGCUCAUCUGUGAGUCCCUGUAUGCCUCGGGCUACAGGAUGGCCCGAGCCUGUCUGAACCUGAUGGCCGCCAUGGUGACCCAGGGUCCUGAGGCCGCCAGGGACGUCUACAGCCAUUUUGAUUUGAAUAAAAAGACCUUGUACACCCUGGCGACCAAGAGGGAUUCCAAGGGCGUGCACGAUGUCCGGCUGGCCUAUAUCCAGUUUGCGCUUUCCUUUCUGAUCGCUAGUGAUGACAGCACGAUAGCGCAAGUGCUGGAGUUGAAAGAAUUUAUUCCUUGCAUUUUUAGCUCAGGCAUAAAGGAAGACAGGAUUUCUACUGUCAAUAUUUUGUUAUCCACGCUGAAAACAAAGGUAGUUCACAAUAAAAAUAUCACCAAAACCCAGAAGGUGCGUUUCUUUACCGGGCAGUUACUGAACCACAUAGCAGCUCUCUACAGCUGGAAUGGGAUUGUUGAUGUGAGCCUGGAAAAUGUCAAGGCUUCUGCUGAGGAUGCGGGGAAAACCAUGGUGAGGGAGCUUGUUCACACCUUCCUGAUGGAUCUGUGCUGUUCACUCAAGCACGGAAUUAAUUUUUAUGACGCAUCUCUCGGCACCCUCGGCAGAGGCGGGAAUCUGACCCUCCUGCACUUCCUGUUGGGUUUGAAGACUGCUGCAGACGAUGAGCUGGUGGCCGAGCUCGUGGUGAACAUCCUCAAAGUGUGCCCGGACUUACUGAACAAAUACUUCAAGGAAGUCACAUUUUCCUUUCUUCCUAGAGUGAAGUCCACUUGGUCAAAUAACAUCAAACUGCUGAACAAGAUCUAUGAGGCCCAGCCGGACAUUUCCCGGGCUUUUCAGACCAGAGAGUUCAUCCCCUUGCCUCGGCUCCUGGCAAUGGUGAUGGUGACCACUGUGCCCCUGGUGUGCAAUAAGAUCAUGUUCACCCAGGCAUUAAAUUUGGACAGCAAAUCGGUGAAACACACAGCUUUAUCCCUUAUUUCCGUCAUUUUGAAAAGAGCAUUGAAAACCGUUGACCACUGCCUGAAUAAAGAGACGUGGCAAGGAUCAAGCGUGUACUCGGCCGAGGUGAUGGAAGAAUUCGUGCGGCUCUUCAGAGAAGCUCUGAGCAAGAUUUUACCAGACCUCAACACCAUCGUGUGGGUCUGGCAGUCCCUUCGAAAGCAGGACACAAAACAGGAUGAUGAGAAAGGAAAGAAGAGGGACAACCAGACUCCCACCUGUGUGACUCCCGAGUGCGAUGAUGCAGAAACCAUUCUUCUGAAAGCCGUUCUGCUCCAGGUCAUAUGCCUGUACCAGAAGGUGGUCCCACACAUGGUCAUGCAGUACAACUUUGACUUCAGCAAGCUCCUGAAAGGCAUCAUCUCAGAGCAGGGCCUCCGAGACGAGGUCCCUCCCAUUCUGCAGCACCACAUUCUCAAGGUGGCCCUGGAGCUGCCCGCCAGCAAGUUUUUGUGGUUAAAGGCACAGGAAGGCCCAGAUGCAGAAAUUAUUGGAGGAGAGCGAUCUGUAUUUUACUUAUUGAUGAAAAUGUUUGUGACCAGUAGCCAUCUGCAGCUCAAGUCAUCUACCAAACUCCUGAUCAUAAAGAUUCUUCGGGACACAGGGGUGUUCGAGCACACGUGGAAGGAGCUGGAGCUGUGGCUGGAGCACUUAGAUUACACCCCAGAAGAGAAACGAGAGACUGUGAUUCAGUUUUUGGAACGUGUUUUGCUGACUUUGGUGGCGAAUCCCUAUUCAUACACAGACAAAGCCUCUGACUUUGUCCAGGAAGCCAGCACACUGCAGGCCACUGGGACGAAGCAGGAUGCUGAUGAUGUCAGCAUUCCUGUCUCUCACAUCGACGAUGUUCUCGACAUGGUGGACGUCCUGGUGGAGGGCAGCGAAGGCUUGGAUGAGGAAAUUGGAUUCUUACUGAAUGAUGACAUGAUCCUGCUCACGUUCCCAUUCAGCGCGGUGGUCCCCGCCGCCCUGGAAGCCAGGAAUAAGUUGCUCCUUGGGACAGAAAGUGAAACAGGAGAGAGCGUCGUGGCGUAUCUGACGGCAGUGCUGACAGACCUGCUCCACACGCAGAGGGACCCUCUGGCUCUGUGUCUGCUGCUUCAGGCUUACGAUACGUUGGAGCCUCCGGCCCCGCCUUGCUGCCAUCAGCUGUCCCGGUUCCGCGGAUACUACAGCCGCUGGAUCCCAGAGCCAGCCCGAGAGGCCUCGCCCCUUCAGACGCCAGGCAGCCUUGCGCCCCAGGGUCCUCCAGCCUCCUCCUUCGCCGCCCUGCUGCAGACGGCCUACGAGAGCGAGGGCGCGCUCCUGGACGGGCAGGUUCAGGCGCGGCUGCGGGCUGCCCUCCCACACGUCCCGAUGCACCAGCUGCUGCGCUCGGCCACACACCUGCUGCUGUACCUCAGGAGCACCGUGCAGAGCUUCGGCCAGCUGGGCCGAAGUGCAGGGCCUGCCCUCCUGCAGCUCCUCCUGGACCUCCUCAGGCGCCUGGUCGUCCACUGUGUGCAGCUGGAUGCGCAGAACCAGCAGAAAUGCGAGGCCGCCCAGGCCGAAUCCGACCUCUUUUUGGACAUGGAGUCCAUGGCCUCGCUGGAGCUGGCCAAUGACAAGACACUGGAGGAGGUGCUCGUGGCCAUCCUCCGACACCCCACACUGGAGGGCUGGUACCUGGCCCUGGAGCAACAGGCCCUCCCUCCGCACACCCUCAGCCCCGUCCUUGUGAAACUCCUGGCAGCCCACCUCAGCACAGGGGUCCUGCAGCUGCUAAUGGCUAGCGCCCCGGUCCUCCAGAGCACUGGUCAGCGGGGCCUCCUGGCCAAGUACUUGGAGGCCAUCACUCAGAGCGUGUUGAAGGAGUUGCAAAACAGGAGGACAGGCUCGGCCGUGUCACCACCAAAGACCCUCCCUCAACUGGAGGCCCUGCAGGGACUGCAUCCCUACAUGGAGGGCGCCCAGCUCCGAGAGGUCACCGUGGCCCUGCUGAGCCUGCCUGGGGCCCAGCUGGUGACCCAGUGGCCCACGAAGUCUCCUGGGAAGGAGAGACACCUGAAUGCUUUCGGCAAGGCCCUGGUCCAGCUGUUGAUCACCAGCCCCCAGGACCAGCUGCAGAGCAGUGAGCUCCUUUGGGCCUCCGAGUUUGUGAAAGGCCUGGGGGCUUUGCUCCCCACAUUGGCCGUGGACGAGCUGGACGCUGUAUUACUCCACACUCUGCAGAGAGAGCCCGCGCUGGCCCCCGUGGUUGGGGUGGACCUGCUCGACUACUGCCUGGCCCGGCGGACACAGGCGGCCCUCGGCAUCGCCGCCCUGCUCCUGCAGCUGAGCUGCACCCACCUCCUGCGGUUCGAGCUGUGGUGCGGGCAGCCCGGCACGGGGCUCUGCCUCCAGGAGCGCCUGGAUGACUUGCUCCCUCUCCUCCACGCGUAUCUCCAGGCCAGGACACAGGGCUACUGUGCACGCCCGGCGGGAGUGUCCUGUGCUGUCAUUCCCGUCUUGAGGAAGGCCCUGUGGAAACGGCUGCAGACCAGGCUUCUCAGCACAGACGGGCCCCCAGCGUCCGGGCUGCAUCAGGAGGUCCUGGCCCAGCUGGUCCCGUUUGCAAAAGCCAAGGACCUUGCUGUCCUCAUGGACCAUUUGCCCAGCUUGCUUCAGACUCCGGGCAGGCGCGAGAGUUGGAACGUGGCCGACUCUGUGUCUGCAGUGCUGGAAGGGUCGGCUGGACAGCUGCGUACCUGGAGGAGGACUCUGUUGGAGUCCUGUGUGAAAUGGCUGAUCGUAUCUUUCCGUGGUGGCCAGCAAGACCACGACGGUACCCGGGAUCAGGAGAGGCAGAUGCUGCUGAGAUUUAGUGAGCUGCUGAAUUCCCUUAAUGAAGUUGAUCCUGGUGAUUGGCAGAAAUUUGUGAAGACUGGACUCAAAUUUCGGUAUCAGGACCACGCAUUUUUAAAGGCCCUCCAUGCUGCCAUACAGUGCCUGUAUCUUCCUGAAAACUCCAUGUGCACAAAGCUCAUCCAGCUCCCAGUGGUCCACAUGAUGCUCACGCAGCAUUCUCUCUUUUUGCCAACUCUACUAAAGUCUGAAGAAGAGGAAAACCUGGACAAUCAAGUAAAAGAAGCGCUAGUGGAUCUGAUGUCGGUGGUGGUGAAGAUGUGUCCCUCUGUCUGUGAAAGCAGCCACUUUGCCGUGCUCCUUGGGGCCUAUGGUGCCACUCUAAGCGUCCUGGACCAGAAGAUUUUACUUCUCCUCCGGGCGUAUGAACAGAACGACCUCAGCCUUGUGAACUUCAGAGUGUUCCUGUGGGGCCCGGCGGCGGUGGAGCAUCACAAGACAUGCCGGAGCCUGGGCAAGUCGCUGUGGCAGCAGCCGAGCGUCGGGGACAUCCUCCGCCUGCUGGAUCCGGACCGCAUGAUGAAGACCAUCCUUCACUUCCCGCAGAACCGGAGGCUGCUGCCCCCCGAGGACGCACAGGAACUGAUCUUUAAAGACCGGCGCACAGUGGAUCUCGAUGGCCUUUAUGACCCCUGCUUUCUCCUGCAUCUCUUCAGUGAACUGACCAGGCCAGAAUUUGUGGUGGAUUGUCGAAAAUUUUUGGAUUCCAAUUCUCUGGGCCUAACUGUCACGGCCCUCAGCAGCUAUGACCCCCAAAUGCGAGCUGCAGCCUACUACGUGCUGGCGGCCUACUAUUCGCAGCUGGAGGGGGCACGGUUCCGAGAGCAGUCUCAGCUACUUUACCUGUUGGAUGUAGUCCGGAAUGGGAUCCGAACUCAGAACAUGAGACUCACCUUUACCUUGACUCUCUUCAUUGCCAAAGCAGCCUUGCAGAUUUUGAAACCAGAGGAGCACAUGUACUUGAAGAUCAACAAGUUCCUGCUGUCACACGAGUACUUGAAUAUGAACAAAGUUCCGGGCUUCUACCAGUUCUUCUACAGCUCAGACUCUGAGCAAAAGACAGAACGGGAGUGGGUGUUCGGGAUCCUGCGGCAGGGGAUGCGGGACAAGCACUGCUACGAGCUCUGUGCCCGGCGAGGCGUCUUCCACAUCAUCCUGUCCUUCUUCAGCAGCCCACUGUGUGACGGCGAGGCCCAGAAUUGGAUUCUGGAAAUUCUACAGAACGCUGCCCGGGAUGCCCAGUCUGCCUAUGAGAUCCUCCGGGACUAUAGUCUUUUAACGUGGAUUUUGCACAUCCUUGAGAGCAAGUUUCUGGAGACCCAGCUGCUGUCCAACAUCAUCUCCUUGCUACACACACUGUGGGUGACCAACCUGGGGGACAAAGGAGUGGCGUCGGAGGGCCAGCCUUCCUGCCAGCCAGGGUCCCAGGAGCCUCCGAAGCUGCUCGCCCUGCACUUGGUCAGUGAGUUCCUGUAUGUUCUUGUUGCGCUCACGAGGCACCUGAGGCCGACCUUGGCCUCUGCCCAGCUGACCGGCUUCUUUGAAGCGCUCGACUCCGUGCUCAAGUACCGGGCCUCCGUCAUGCAGGCCUUCGAGGACAUGAACCGCUUCACCGUGAACGAGACGGUGCUGUCCACCAACGAUGUCCUCAUCCUCCUGCACAAAUGGAGCCUCCUUGAGAGAGACGCUAAGCUCCAGGAGGACCUGAGAGCGGCCAUUGAGAGAUACCAAGUCAAGGAGCUACAGAAGAUGCUCAAGGACAAGAACAAGCCUGUCGUGCCAGCCCGAGCCAGAGGCCCGCGGGCCCGGAGGAGGAGGCCUGGGGAGGCAGAGGAGACGGCUGAGCCCGAGCAGCCCGCGGCCACCUUGGAGACAUGCAGGGGCUUCCUGAGGUCCAUACUGACCCACUGGGGGCCAGCGCUCCCCGGCCCCGAACAGGCUCAGGAGCCCGCGACCGGGGCCAGCCCUGAGAGCCGUGCGCCGGGCCUCGCGUGCGCCACCGUGUCCCUGGCGGUCAGCUGGGUGCUGCGGUCGGUGGCGGGGCACCCGCCGAGCAGGGCAGAGGCCGCGGGACUUCUUGGCUGGCUGCAGCGCCACAUUUUGCCACAGCCAGUGGUGGUGACUGAGCUGCUCCGGGACAGCGCCGUGAGGGGUAGUCUCUUCCGGCUGUACAGCCGGUUCUGCGGCGCCCAGGACCUGGCGGGGCCUGCGCACAGUGUCGCCUGCCUGUUCGGCGCCGUCCUGCUGCAGCUGGUGGCGGCCCAGGGCCCGGCGCCGAGCCCCUGCCACCUGGCGGUCCAGAGCCUCUGCCUCUCGGCUCUGCAGGAGGACGACGAAGCCACGCGAGCCACCGCAGCAUUCCUGGUGUCUCUGUACAUUAAGGACGUCUGGCUGGGGGCUCAGCGGCCGGACACCCUCCUAACCCAUGUCCGAAUGAUCUGUGACGCCGCAGAGGACACGCCAAGUGGUGACGAGGAGGCCAUCGUCAUCCUCUGUAAGAACAUCGCCGCCUCAGUCCCCAACGCCUGACGCCCUGCUAUCUGACACCUUGCCAUCUGACGCCUUCUGGCCCCAGGUUCUAGAAGUUUGGCUGAGUCAAGGGUUUCCAUGCAAGCCUUGUAUGAUGACGAGUUCUGUCUGUGUCAACUCCGUUUCCUGACGAGCGAAGUUGACCUAUUUAAUUCACCAGUAGGUACUAAGCUCAAGGGACUGUGUGCACACAGUGUAAUCAGAGCUGCAGUGGGCGUGGGGCCUUCCGGGCCGCAAGCAGGCUCAGUGGUCAGGUAGGUAAGCCCCGCCUCCCAGCUUCGUUGCUCUUAGAGAAUAUACCUCAAGUCGAGGUAACACUUCUGAGCACUUAAGGGAUUAUGUGCAUAUUAAAGCUAAAAUGUCCAAGAACGUAAUACGUCAGAUAAAAAGAGUGUGAAGAGAGAUGUUUCAACUUUUCUUUCCAUGAGAAGUCUUACAAAGCUUUGUAUAACUUUUUGAGUGAAUGAGCUCCUGCCGGUGUUAAUUAUUUUACUAUGUAAAUUCUUACAGUAUAAAAUUGAUUUGGUCUCUGCUUUGGAAAGAAAGCCUGUAUUUUUUUUUUAAUUGUUUCAAAGGGGGGGAUUUGGGAUUUUAUAACUUGUUAAUAAAUGUCUAUUU